Molecule: messenger RNA, 423 nt
Organism: Colletotrichum truncatum
Lineage: Eukaryota; Fungi; Ascomycota; Sordariomycetes; Glomerellales; Glomerellaceae
Source: RefSeq, a predicted model, not a curated record
AUGAUUGUACUCAAAAGCCUCUUAGUGCUAGCGCCCUUCGUAUGCCUCGGACGGGCUGAUACAGGAGCCAAUGAAUGCACUCUUGCUACGUUCAAUGGUCUAAAAGGCCUAGGGCCUCCUAAGGGCCUAAAAAAGUAUCCUCUGCCAAAAAUCGCGGGCCCGGCGCGCAUCGAUAUAACAAAGGGUAUCUCAGUUCAGAUGACUCAAUCCGACCCCAAGUACCAAGGCUGUACCUGGAAGUUUUUCAACUCUGGCUAUAUUCAACAGCAAGUGUGGUAUUCAGUGUCAAACAAUAACUGGGAUUCUAUUUGGGUGUAUGCAGACUCAGACUCCAGGUCUAAAGAUGCGGGUCCUGGUUGCGAAAUGCACGAUAACUACUGUGAUAGUGACAACGAAGGAAUUUACGUUGGAAACGCCCUAUAG